Malurus melanocephalus (red-backed fairy wren) is the source of this 5659-nucleotide messenger RNA. RefSeq names its product SLAIN motif family member 2 (gene SLAIN2). The record is from RefSeq and is a predicted model, not a curated record. Gene Ontology annotation, biological process: positive regulation of microtubule polymerization; cytoplasmic microtubule organization; microtubule nucleation. Gene Ontology annotation, cellular component: microtubule plus-end. The coding region runs from base 88 to 1875 and encodes 595 amino acids. The transcript has 9 exons. NCBI's taxonomy places the organism in Eukaryota, Metazoa, Chordata, Aves, Passeriformes, Maluridae.
CCUGCCCCGCCGCCGGCCGCCCGGCCGCGUAGACGGGGCGGCACGGCCGCCUCUCCCCGCGCAGCCGCCGCUUUGCGGGCGGCCGCCAUGGAGGACGUCGGCUCGGGCGUGAACGCGGACGCGGAGGUGCGGAAGCUUCAGGAGCUGGUGAAGAAGCUAGAGAAGCAGAAUGAACAGCUCCGCAGCCGCCACGGCGCCCUGCCCGCCGCCCCCGCCAGCCCCAAGCGCCUGCCGAGCGCCGGGCCCUCUUCGCCGCCCCCCACCGCCUCCCCGUCGCCCGACGGCCGCUCCCUCGGCCCCAGGGCCGCCGCCCGACGCUCGCUCCUCGAGGAGCCUGGCGGCGAGGGGGGCGGUGGCGGCGGCGAUGGCCUCCUGGACGACGCGGCGGUGCUCAGGCCGGAGGAGCUGGAGCGGCUGGCCGGCUGCGAUGAGGAUGAGACCGGCUGGUUAUAUACAUCUCCAAAGAAGAAACUGAAUCCAGUGCAAAAAUGUGUCAGUCCAUUAGUUUGGUGCAGACAGGUAUUGGAUUACCCAAGUCCUGACGUUGAAUGUGCUAAAAAGUCACUGAUCCACAGACUGGAACAAACAAUGUCAGCUCUCAAGAGACAGAGUUUGUACAGCAGCCCUUUCAGUGCAGUCAGUUACGCAAGCUCCUAUAGUCCAAAUACUGGUAGCCCCUACAGUAGUGGUUUCAACUCUCCCUCCUCAACACCAGUGAAAUCUGCUUUAGUGAAACAGCUCAUACCUCCUGGUACCUCAGGUCAUCUUAAAAUUUCAGGAGAUAGAAAUCCUCCUCUAAGUCCACAGUCCUCUCUGGACAGUGAAUUAAGUGCAUCGGAGAUGGAUGAAGACUCUAUUGGGUCUAAUUACAAAUUAAAUGAUGUUACAGAUGUGCAAAUUUUAGCACGAAUGCAGGAAGAAAGCCUGCGGCAAGAGUACGCUGCCACAGCUUCUCGACGUAGCUCUGGCUCCUCUUGCAAUUCUACCCGGCGAGGCACGUUCAGCGACCAGGAGCUUGAUGCACAGAGCUUAGAAGAUGAAGAAGAUGGCACACACCACACAGUGCACCCUGCUGUCAGCAGGUUCUCACCUUCACCUCGCAGUUCUCCCUGGCCUUCACCGAAACAAUCUCCAAGAAACUCACCUCGCUCCCGAUCACCUGCUCGAAGCAUAGAGUACAGCAGAGUGUCACCACAGCCUAUGAUUAGCCGUUUACAACAACCUCGUCUUUCGCUUCAAGGCCAUCCUACAGAUUUGCAAACUAGUCAUGUCAAAAGUGAAGAGAAACUAAGGCGUAGUCUUCCAAACUUGUCCAGGACUUCUAACAUCCAAGCUGAGUCUGUGAAAAACAGCAGAAGUGACUCAAACUUCCAAGUGCCAAAUGGAGGAAUACCUCGCAUUCAACCUCAAGCCUCAGCCACUCUGCAAAGGCAGAAAAAUUUGCCUCGUGCUGCCUUCAAAACCAAACAGUUUCUUCAAACUCCAUCUACAAAAGGAGUACCUUCUUCGAGUAAAUUCCGCUCACCUGCGGCACCGUCUCCCUUAGCGCUCCGACAACCAGUGAAAGCGUUCAGUAACCAUGGACCCGGCUCAGUUGCCUCUCCAGAAGCCGCACAGCUGACGCACAGUAGUUCCUCACCAGGGCCUCUUGCAGCACAGAGCUCAGGCUUACCAAGCCCUGCCAGCAGUAUUAACAGUACUACUCUUACCAGACCAGCAGGGAUGAGGAGUGGUUUGCCCAGACCCAGUGCCCCUUCCACGGGGGGCAUCCCAGUGCCUCGUAGCAAACUUGCACAGCCUGUUCGCAGAUCAUUACCCACUCCCAAGACAUACGGCAACGUGAAAGAUGAGAGUUGGAAAGAUGGCUGCUACUGAUCUGCAAAGCUUAAUGCAAAGUUUCAGUGCUCAUGGAUACUUCCUGACCAGGCUAAAAGACAGCUUGAUUAAACAAACUGUUCAGAUGUGACUCUUGGGAUUUGUAAAAAUUCCAAACCUCUCUGUCUCUAAUUAGCACAAACUGGCAGAGAUUAUUAUAAAGCAGCACUUUAAUGACAUCUAACAUCAGAUGUUUGGUGGUCAUACAAUCACUUCUACAUAAAAUUGCUAUCAGUUCUGGGGGCUUUUUAUUGCUUGCUAAAAAUGUUAUCAAUAUGAGCAUUUAUGAGAGUGGCAAAAAUGUCUAGGCAAAAAUGAAUGAAUGCCAAAGAAACACCCAUCUUGAAAAAUAGCAAGGAUAACUAUCAACAUACAUUAUCCAAAACUUCAUUUUCAGUCUGUUUUAACUUAGCAGAAAGAUUGGUGAAUAUGUACUAUUGAAACAAGGCUACAUGAAUCAGAGCUCAUGUUCUGAUUGUAGACUGCUACAGUGCUAGGGAAAUGUUGCUUUUAACAAUUGUAUGACAUCGUGACUGGGGACAGUGGUACGUAGAUCCUUCAGGAAGAAUCAGCAGUUACUCUGGAGGAUUAGGCAGGAGAGUGGGUUGUGGCCAUGACUUCUAUCACAUUAAAAGGUUUGAAUGUAGCAGACACACACAAAUGCAAUAGUAUAGAUUGCAUCUUUCCUAUGUUGAUUUAUUGGCUUUAUGUGCUCUUGUGUUAGAUUGCCAAAAGGGCUUAGUACCRGUUGUACAAUCUUUCUAAUCUUAAAGUUCCUGGCUCAGGAAAGAUGGCUUUCACUAUUGUAGCCACAUUUUUAACACAUGGCUUGCUAUUUGGGGAAAACUUUUUUAAUAGCAGGUUUCUUURCAUAAGAAAGAGCAAGUGAUAAUUUUAAUUUGUUCUAAUAUCAUACCACUAUACUUGCAGCCUGCAGCAACUGAAAAUGCUGAUAGUUAAGGAGAAGGAAACACAACUAUGCACUUGUAACAUACAAAUUUUAAGGAAAUUAGUUGACUCUUGAUGCCAAAUGAUAUUCAUUUAGGUGAUGUUCCAUGGUAUGAGGGAGUUUUCUGUAUCCUAUUUUUUUACUUUCAUCCAUUUCUUAAAUUGGUUUAUUUUAAAUUGUAAAUAUUUUUACAGAAGAUAUUGCCCAUGUAAGUGUGUUUAAAUAUGUACUUUGCCUUACAUAUGUGUAUCUUACAUUACUGGUAACAGAGUAUGAAACCUGCUAUGUCUGUUUACAAGCUAUUAAACUCCUCUGGUGGCUCUGACUUACUCUAACACAUUUUGCUCAGAACGACUGAUAUAUUUAGCAUUUGAACCAUUGUUCUGUUUUGGAAGACAUCAUGCAAAAAUCUGUGGCUAAAGUUGUAUUGGGUGGGACUAGUUAAGUGGAAGGGAUUUUGUUUGAAGAUUUUUCAGUAUUUUGGAUGUACAGUUGAUGAAGUAAGAGAAUGUGAAUGGUAUAUCCUUUGUGCAAUGACUGACAAACACUACAAGUCAGACUGGACGGUAGGUAGCCUUCAACCCCAUUAGUAUCUGAGUUUGGGACUGCUUGUGGAUUUUGCCUCCUGCCUCUAAAAGGAUAACUAAUGCUGAAAAUAUAGCACUUGAAUUUUAGGCUAACGUUAACAUAUUCCUGGAUGAAAAGCCAUGCAAUACUACUUGACUUGGAAGAAACCAAAUAGGAAGGAGUGGAGACUAAUUGCAGCUCAAAGUACUCAAGCAAGCUCUGGGUUGAUGGGUAACUUCACACCACAGACCAAGAUCUGUGCUAAGACUUCAAAGUCGGAACAUCAAAUAUACUGUAAUUGUCAGAUUUCUGCAGAAACCACCUUUCAGCAGUACAGAGCAGCACAUACCACUAAUCUAGCCUUGAGUCACCUGCAGGUACAGGGAGUGGAUGUCRGUAUGUGACAUCACCAUUCAGCAGAAGACAGGACUAGAUCAAAUGAGCAUAUUCUCAUUAAAGCCCAAAUUUUAAUAUUUCAGCGUUUUACACAUCAAUGCUGCAGUCUUCAUUGAAGAAAGGGGAAUUUUAAUUGGUGGAUUUUAUCAAACUUUGCUUGACUUAUAAACUUUGAAAGUCAGUUUAAAUGAUGAUAUUGGGCGUUUUACCAUGGCUGCAUCAAACUUGUGUAUGUUUCCUUAAGUAAUUCAUCACUUGGGUAAAUUCAGCUUAAGUUUUAUAGGGAUUUUUUUUCUCUGCUAUUCCCUCCGAAAUACAGCAAAUGACUUCCUGAGAAGAUUGCUAGAAAGCCUUUGUGCAUUACCAGUUCAUUGAUAUCAGGAAAUCAUGGGGCUCUGUGUUUAGAGAUUUACUGCAGAAUUGUGGAAAUAUGGAUUUGAUAAAAUAGUGCCUAUGAUUUACUUAACUUAUGUUUGAUAUAGUAGUAAGGGUUUUAUGAAUGUGGAUUACUUUUUGUGCCAACAGCUUGGAAUUGAUGUAUGUGUGUAGGCAGAAGGAUUAAUUCUGCUCCCAAAGUUAUUUAAUUUUUUUUUGUGUUUGAAUGUUUUUGUAAGUGUUAAAAGUGUAAAAAAAUAUAUAUAAAAUAUUCUUACCACAAAACAUCUUCUGAAUCCUUAUUUUGACAACAAAGUGUUUUUAAAAGCUUUUAGAAAUCUAAAGGAUAUUUAUGGCUUUUUUGUUUGGUUGGUUCGGUUGUUUUUCAGGAACUGUAUUCACUUUUCCAGGGGUUACCAGUGUUGGCUUUUGCCCACUGUAAUUCAUGAACUGAGUACAACACUGUAUUUGGAUAAAAUCUGUGAUUAUAGACAGAGGUGGAUUUGUGCCUCUGCUCUGGAUGGACAUUGCAUMGUUCAGACUUACAUGAAAAACUGUAUUUUAAUUUUUAUCCAGGGUUAUUUGUACAUGCAGUUUGAAGUAUACAAGUCUGCCUUUCCAUUUUUGCAGGAUUUGUGCUUGCUUCAGACCACCAUGUGAAACAAAUUUUUAAUUUUGAAAAUUCUGAAAUUUAUGCAGAAAAUUGAGCAAUGUAAAAGUGACCUGUUAAUGCCUCUUGGAGUUGAUCAGUAGACAUUUUAUGUACCUUCUACAUUAAUGCCUCUAUCUUUGGCUCACAUACAAGGAAGAAGUUUGUUUUGAACUUGGUAACUUUCUGUAAUCUGCAUUUUGCUACAAAGCAAUGGAUGCAAUGUGAAUGCCAUCUUUGUUUUACCUUGCUAUUAAUAAGGGCAGGUUUAAUUCUAUUUGGUAGCCACUUAAUAUUAAAUGUAACAAAAUUUAAGCUGUGAACUUUGUAAUUAAUUGUUUAUCCUAACAUUCUUUAUGCCAACAUAAUUAUUUUGUAAUUAAGCCAGUAGGUUGAAAUGUUUCCCCCUAGUUAGCUGAUUUGUUUAUGUAGAGCUGGCUUCAUACCUGCURUUUCUAAAAGGUAUUCACUAUCCCCCUUUUUGUCACUUUUUAGUCAUGCAGUCAAGUACCAAUUGCCUCACUCCUUCAGGACAGCAGUGUCAAAAUCUGGGAACUAAUAGCGUUUCAUCUUUCUCUUUUAGUAGGUUUCUGUAACAAAUUCUUCUAUAAAGCUAUUGUUUAUAAUUGGCAUCAUAUUGCAAGACUGAAGAUUGGAAAUAGUAUUUUUCUCAGUUCUCUYAUUUUGAGGGAAGGUGUGACAGCUCCUUUGGGUCCUUUUACAUUUGAUGUGUGUUCCCCUCUAGAAGCUUCAUUGCAGUGGUGAAGAAAAGUAAGUGAUGAACAUGUAAGGAAGCAGAAGGCUGAAAAUGCUUAUGCUGCUGGUCUUGAGGUGGUUGCAGAGUGCAC